AUCGGAAGUAAUUUGAAGACCAAGAUAAUAUAAUAACAUGUAUUAAUUAUAGUGAUCAUAGUAAUUAAAAUUAAAAAUAUUUACAUUUUUAUUGUGAAACUCAAAGUAUUUAAACCGAGAAUAAAAUGUAUGAAGACUUCAGUCAAACAAAAACAUCGAUAACUUAAAAACAAUAAUAACGACCCGCUUAUAAGAGAUGCCGCUAUUAAACGAGAAAACCGUAUCCGAUAUACUACUGGCCCAACACCAGCACCAGCAGCUCCAGAAUCAGAUACCUGACCAGUCGGACCUGGAUGCCACGCAUAGUAUGCUUACCAAACCUACCGGUGCCGUGGAUGUUGAGAAAAAUGGCUCCAAGUUUGCUAUGGAAAUGCCUAAAUCCCUGGCC
This is a messenger RNA of Oppiella nova, 388 nucleotides long. NCBI's taxonomy places the organism in Eukaryota, Metazoa, Arthropoda, Arachnida, Sarcoptiformes, Oppiidae. The record is from the annotation of a GenBank genome assembly.